CGCGGCCUUUGUCUGCGCUGUCACAUGGGCCGCGGUGCGGGAUUUAAGCGGGUCUCCGCAGGACAUGCCGUGAGCAGCGCGCCGCAGCCCUGCCCGCAGCGGCAGCGCUCCGCCCGGCCGGGGAUGCGGCUCUAGCGGCCCCGCGAUGAGCGGCUCCUCCAUGGCGAAGAGCGAGUCCCGCACUUCGCUGCUGAAGGCGGCGGGGAGUCGGCGGGCGGCGGGCGGCCAACCCCAGCCCCGCGGCAGCCGCGUCCGGGACGGCAAAGGACAAGGCGGGCAAAUGGGGAGGGAGCUGAGCCAGGAGCAGCUCCCCGGGGAGCCCAGUGCCCGCAGGCCGCUCUGCCACCCGGGCGCCUGGGAGGAUGGAGCGAGGGGCGCGGGGAAGCUGUCACAUGGACGGGGGGAGAGCCAGCCCGAGCCGGCGGAAGGAGGUCCAAGGAAAGGCAGCGGCAAGGAACCGGUGCGGACAUCCAGGCAGCAUCAACACCUCCCGCCGCACGCCAGCCACGGUCACCCCCAGGACCAGCAUCAGCUCUCAGACAGGGAUGGGGAGGAGGCAGAGGAGGACUUUUUCUUCAGUCACAGGCAGAGGUCCAGCAGAGAGUCCCUGAAGCUCUCGGAAGGCGCUUCACCUCUGUCCAAAUCCAGCAGCAAGUGCUCCACCAAGUCCAGCGGCAGCGACCGGUCAGUGGAAUCGGAUCCCCUCAUCCAGCAGCUGCACCCCAUGCUCAGCUCGGUCUUUGGCCAGGAUAGAGAACUGCGUCCGGAAGAAAUUGAAGAAUUAAGAGAAGCCUUUAAGGAGUUUGAUAAAGACAAGGAUGGGUUUAUUAACUGCAGGGACCUGGGGAACUGCAUGCGGACCAUGGGCUACAUGCCUACUGAGAUGGAGCUAAUAGAGCUCUCCCAGCAGAUCAACAUGAACUUGGGUGGCCAUGUGGAUUUUGAAGAUUUUGUUGAGCUGAUGGGACCAAAACUUCUAGCAGAGACUGCAGACAUGAUUGGUGUAAAAGAACUCCGUGAUGCCUUCAGAGAGUUUGACACCAAUGGUGAUGGGGAGAUCAGCACCAGUGAGCUGCGAGAAGCCAUGAAGAAACUUUUAGGGCAGCAGGUGGGUCACCGGGAUAUUGAAGAGAUCAUCCGGGACGUGGAUCUGAAUGGAGAUGGGCGUGUUGAUUUUGAAGAGUUUGUUCGCAUGAUGUCCCGUUGAAGAUUAUUCUCAGCUAAAGAAGAAUCAGCACCUUAGAGAGGGCAGAAGAGGACCUAGAUGGAGCAUCUAGCCCCGAUGUUCCUACAUGAAGGUUUAUCGGCUGGCUGCAAUUAGGACAUUGCAAGAUGACCUGCUGCUCCUCCCUCAUGGUGGUCCCCAUGCCCCUCCACCCUUUCACACUGUGAAAGACUUGCAACUUCCUACAACUGGAACCAUUCCUUGAAGAUGAUUGCAGGAAACUGCAGAGCCAGGACUUGCCAUGAUGCUUUCAUGGGAUAUUUGCAACUUUAGACUCCUCCUCCCCAGCUUUAUUCUCCCACCAGCUGCUGCAAAGCAAAAGCAGGAGAAAUCCUCUUGGCUAGGUGGAUGAGAGCAAAGCCAUUGGGACUGGUGGCAGCCUCAGGGCGUGCUCUGCACUUCUUGGUUUCCCUUGGUGAACCGUGUCUGUGUUUGCUGUCUCAGUGUGUGUCUAUCUGUGUGGAGUUAUUUAUGCUUCCCCAACACUUAUUUGCAUCUCCUGUGGUUAUGUUUACCAAGAGUAAAUUCAAAUAUAUGUCUUGCA
Messenger RNA from Poecile atricapillus (Black-capped chickadee), 1769 nucleotides. RefSeq names its product calcium binding protein 1 (gene CABP1). NCBI's taxonomy places the organism in Eukaryota, Metazoa, Chordata, Aves, Passeriformes, Paridae. Gene Ontology annotation, molecular function: calcium ion binding. The transcript has 6 exons. Bases 146 to 1207 code for a protein of 353 amino acids. The record is from RefSeq and is a predicted model, not a curated record.